Messenger RNA from Betta splendens (Siamese fighting fish), 3494 nucleotides. RefSeq names its product FOS like 1, AP-1 transcription factor subunit a (gene fosl1a). The record is from RefSeq and is a predicted model, not a curated record. Bases 2028 to 3071 code for a protein of 347 amino acids. Gene Ontology annotation, cellular component: nucleus. Gene Ontology annotation, biological process: regulation of transcription by RNA polymerase II. Gene Ontology annotation, molecular function: RNA polymerase II cis-regulatory region sequence-specific DNA binding; DNA-binding transcription factor activity, RNA polymerase II-specific. NCBI's taxonomy places the organism in Eukaryota, Metazoa, Chordata, Actinopteri, Anabantiformes, Osphronemidae. The transcript has 4 exons.
GUUUACCUCAACAGACCACAUCUGGUCUUUAAUCAGUAUUGGUAGAGACUUACUGGCGUUUUCAAAAUUGUCCUGUACAGUCAGAUAAUCUAGCCCUUAGUCCUUCAGUAUGAUUUGAAAAGUCACAAAAUGGGUUCUAUACAUGUACAGUAGGUGAAUGUGACAUGAGGAUUUUGUUAUAGGCACGUGUGAGUGGAAGUGCGUGCGUGGGUGGGUCAGGGUGAGUAUAUUGGAAUGGAAUCUAAAGUUCUUUUACUACUUGAGAAAAAGGUUAUGAGUUUAUUUCUUCUUUUACUACUUGAUAAAAAGGUUUUGAGUUCAUGCGUGGCCUCAAAUUAAAAAGUCUGUCACGUGAAUUAAGGUGUAAUAGGGGAUAAAUCGUGACCAACAUGUUCGGACAUGUUACAAUUUAAGACAUCAUCAUUACAUUCCUGAAGCAUUAGUCAUCUAGCGUUCACCUUUACUCUAUAUUACAUUCAUGUGUAUUACAUUCAUAUCACACCAUUAACAUCUGAAAAGGGAUAACAAUAAUGAAAAACUUUCCGCAGGUGUAUCAUUGGUAUAUAAUACGACAUAAGAAACUUGGCAGUCACAUGGGGUCAGGGAGUAAAAAGGUAUAAGCCUGAAAAAUUAUCCUUGUCAUGCUCCCAGCAGUUUCAGUUUUUAUUCACGCUGGUCUUUGUUUUCAUCCAUGAAUCACACAGCCUUAAGACCACAGUUUCUUGGUUUCUAUACAAAUGAGACAUGUGUAGAAUUUGUUCCGUAUUUUCCACAAACGUAUAUAUUUUAUUUAAAGCGGUAUUCAAAGCAGACCUUCCAAUUAACUUAAAAAUGUAAAAAAUAAAAUAAAAUGAGCAAUUCUCAUGUAAGGGAAUAAAAGAAUUAACAGUAACACGAGGCACUGGUGCAACAGUCAGCAACAGGAGAAGUCAACCUCUGCCGGGAACUCUGUCCUCAGGGACUGCAAGGUCAGCAGCUGUUGGGACAGGCUAAGCCCACUGAAUCGACAAAAUGCCUUUUUUUCCAGUUUUUAGUAGGUGCUACAUUGUGCUUACAAGUACAGCAGUCACUGAAAUGGAUGGUUAAAUAAUUGAGCAACUCUGUGGCAAAUGACUGACUCAUGUCCACAGGCAUGCGUGCAGUUAGAUGUGGUUUUGCCAAGUGAGAGUGACUGCCAGGAGGCGCAACGCAGUUCAACACAUGCACCGAGCUUUGCUUUCGUUUUAUAAUCUCUGUCUGUGUGUCUGUCUGUGUGUCUGUCUCUAUGUCUGUCUGUCUGUCUGUGUAUCUGUGUGUCUAUCUCGUGUUUUUUAUUUAAAAAGUUAUCUCACAUUCUCACAGUGUAUAACAUUGGUAAAGUAAUAAACUCGGUUUCUUGUCUUAUUAUCCUUUCUAAUUACAUUCAAUAGAAUAUCAAUAAAAAGUACAGUAAACAUAUAAGUAACAUUAUUGUGAUUAAUGCAAACACAAUGUUAUAAAACACAGUGACGCAGGAAACUGUUGUAGUACUUCCACACUGAAUCAACCAGAAACCAGAAAAUACCAGAAACAAACUUGUGCGCUGUUAGAAUACUAGGGAUCCCGGGUGUUGUUCUAAAGGAGGAAACUCUUACCAUUUAUGGGCAAUGACGUCAUGGCGCGUGCCCAGAUCGCGAGAGAUUCCAGACAAUUGUAUUUCCCGUAAAUACUGAGGGGCGUGGCUAGCGAAUGGUACCGCUUUGAGACUUUACAACCCCACAACGAUCCGCUUUGGCUGUUCAGCUGUGUGACUAAGGACGGGAGGAGGUACCACAAGUCGCUUGGAGACAUUUUAGUGAGCCGAAGAAAAGCAAGGCGACAUCUUUCUUCCUAGUCCUCCCCUUGAGGCGGCACCAGUGUGGACUCGACCGACUUACCCUAAAAAGGUGGGCUCGCCCUGCAUUUGAAUUGAGACACGAGACGAGACUCAUUCAGAAAGUCUUUGGGUGAGGCUACGAGGCGAGACAGCUUCAGUGAGGUACGGGUUUCUUGACAUUUUAACGCGAAGGAUGUAUCGAAACUUUGGGAGUCAAGGACGAGGCAACUCGGAUUAUACGGGCAGCGGUUCUGGGUCGAACUCUGGUUCCCUGGGAAACACAAGCACCUCAAACACUCAACAGGAGCAGAAGUUCACAGCAGCGGGGAGCAGUCAGUUCAUACCAAGCCUCAAUGCCAUCACAAGCAACCAGGACCUUCAGUGGCUGGUCCAGCCCUCCCUCAUGCACCCACCUGGCCCGGCACGAUCACCGGUACCGCCUUACCCAACCCUCUCAGGGGUACGGCCGCUGGUUCCACUUCCUCCUCCAUCACAUCUGCUCAGGCCAGGAGUCAUAAGAGCAGCUACAGCCAGUGCUUCAGCCACAGGAAGACGCAGGAAUGAUGACCAUUUAUCCCAGGACGAGUUAGAGAGGCGCAGAAUACGAAGGGAGCGGAACAAGCUAGCAGCAGCCAAGUGCCGCAACCGCCGUCGAGAGCUGACGGACACGCUGCAAAACGAAACCGAUAAACUGGAAGAUGAAAAGACAAGUCUACAGAAGGAAAUCGACAAGUUACAAAAGGAAAAAGAAAAGCUGGAACUGGUCCUGGAAGCGCAUCGUCCCAUUUGUAAAAUUGAGGACUCUGAUUCUGAUUCUGACCCGCAUCCGUCGCUUUCCUCCUUUGGAGGCAUCAAAGUAGAGCCACAAGUCCCCAGCAGACCCGGACCAUCAAAGAAACUGCCAACAAAGCUGGAGAAGCCCAAACCAAAGAUCACCAUCCCCACCAAGCCUGUGACAUCCGCUGCUUCUGCUGCUGCCCCUGAAUCGGAGUCCCUCCACACCCCGGUGCUGCUCUCCACUCCCUCGCUCACACCCUUCACAGCUAGUCUGAUCUUCACCUACCCCCCGUCGUCUUUAGACCCGCCGGCCUCCGUCCCGCCUCACGCUGCACCACACCAGGCGAGCGCCCAGCAGCCCCAGGCCCCGCGGCCCUGUGGGGCGGCCCACCGCCGCAGCAGCAGCAGCGGUGACCAGUCAGACCACUCCCUGCACUCCCCCACCAUCCUCACACUGUGAUCGGCGGCCCGUCACGCUGGCGAAACACUACUGUUUGAGUCAAUGGACACACACGACCACUGGGAGACAUGACAGAAGUCAAAAUACUGUAACAGUAAAUUCGAAACAAGCCAUGGUGCACCUGCUUCAUUUCAUUUCUUCAGGAAUUUUUACUUAGACAACAAAGUUGUCCUUAUAAGGACGUGAAUGUUACACUGUUAUAGAUUUAAUACAAAUAUACACUUUAUAUUCUUAAAUCUAAAAGCUAUGAAAUGUUACAAAUAUAUUGAUCAUUGAUGAGAGAACUGCAUGUGGAAUAUUUUAUCUAAAGAAUAUUUUUAUGUUGCAUUUAAUGACUUUUUAUGUAACAAAAUUCUAAAAGUCUUUACUAAGGGAAAAGAGAGUACUUACUAAUAAAUGGUACUUAUUUUUGUAUUGAUCCUA